AUGCCUUCCAGCAAUCAUCUCAAUGGAGCCAACACUGGCGAACCGAAAUCAUACGAGCUCGUCGACACAGCUGCGGCGGUCUCCAAGAUGAUCGAUGCUAUCAGUGUCUAUACAACUACCCCGCCAUCACUCUACAUCGACCUCGAAGGAAACAAUCUUUGCCGGCUGGGCACGAUCUCUAUCCUUCAGAUAUACUUGGCGACCAACAAAUACACAUACCUCGUCGAUGUUCGUGCUUUAGGAAGCGCAUGCUUCUCGACGCCCGGGAGUCACAACAUGACACUCAAAGACAUACUCGAAGCAAAAGCAAUUCCGAAGGUGUUCUUCGAUGUGCGAAACGACUCGGACGCUCUCUUCCACCAUUUCAAGAUCAAUUUGGCUGGGGUUCAGGAUCUCCAGCUGAUGGAGUUUGCGACGCGCAAGUACAAAAGAAAGUUCAUUUCCGGGCUGGCAAAGUGCAUUGAGAAGGACUCCUUGAUGACGGAGAUCGAGUUGAUGGAGUGGAAAAGUGUGAAGGAAAAGGGCACCAGCCUCUUCCGCCCGGAGUCCGGAGGCGGCUACCACGUGUUCGAUGAGCGACCGCUCUCCAAAGAUAUCCUGAUGUACUGCAUUCAGGAUGUCCAAUAUCUUCCGCGACUUUGGGAGCUUUACAAUCAGAAGCUGACCCCGGAAUGGUGGGAAAGAGUCCGUAACGGUUCGCAAGAUCGAGUCCGCUUGUCUCAGUCCGCUGAUUAUGAUCCGAUUGGAAGAGACAAAGCUUUUGGCCCCGAAGGAUGGGAUGAAUAG
This is a messenger RNA of Colletotrichum karsti, 786 nucleotides long. RefSeq lists its product as uncharacterized. Gene Ontology annotation, molecular function: 3'-5' exonuclease activity; nucleic acid binding. The transcript has a single exon. NCBI's taxonomy places the organism in Eukaryota, Fungi, Ascomycota, Sordariomycetes, Glomerellales, Glomerellaceae. The coding region runs from base 1 to 786 and encodes 261 amino acids. Gene Ontology annotation, biological process: nucleobase-containing compound metabolic process. The record is from RefSeq and is a predicted model, not a curated record.